CUCUCUCUCUUAGUAUUUUUUUUUUUUUUUCGGAAGAAAACCCCUCUCUCGGUGCGGUGUUCCCGGCAGUGGGAUUGCGAAAGGAAUCAUAUCCGAUGGAGGAGAUGGCGGGGGCAGCGACGGCGGCGGCGGCGGAGGAGUACCGGUACCAGGACCAAGGGAGCCGCCUCCCUUUUGCCCGCGGAGGCCCCAUCUACGUCCCCGACCUCGUCAGCCCCCUCACCUCCGUCCCCGACUUCAAAGCCUCCGUCCUCCAAGAACUCCAGAGCUUAGAAGCUGAAUUGGGUACACCGGGAGAUUUCGAUGAAGAACUCUCGUAGGGUUGAUGAACUUAGGGUUUUUACGGAGGAAGAAUUGGUGGAGAAAGCUCUCAAGGAAGAUUUUGAUGGCAUUCGGUGUAUUGAUGAUUCGUUGCAACUGUUGGAAUAUCCUAAUGGGGAGACAAUUGAUAAUACAAGUACCUCAGGGAAAGAAAUUGUCUGUUCAGCAAAUUCAGAACUUGAAACCAGCAAUAUGGGGGCUCAUGUAACUUCGAAUGAUUCUUCUGUCAUGACAUGUGAUACAGAUGUUUCAAGAAAAAAGUCUCAAGAGAAAAAGAGAAAGAAAAGAGGAAGACGCUUUGACAGAGAUAGUCGAGCUGCCGAACUAGAAGGUAGUUAUUUUGCAAAAGUGAAGCAACUUGCAAGAAUCAAGCAAAAGCAGGAUGAAGACAAAUUAGCAGCCAAGUUACAUUCAUUGAGUGACAAUUCCAAGUCUGUUCAAGGGUCAAUUUCAACUUCAGAUAAAAUUGAAAGGAUGAGAUCCCUUAGGUUCAUAACAUCUCCUGUGAAGGUGAAGUCUUUGAAAUCACGAGAACAUGUGCCAAUAUUCUACCCAGAAGUUGUUCUCUGUGUCGAGAUUUAUCACAAGAAAAACUCCUCAUUGAAGACCCAAGAAUUUCUAGUUUUGGGAAGCCAAACACUUGAUGAGUUGAGGGAUAAUAUAUAUUGCUUGACUGACAAGCUGAUGGAGACAGCAGGGCAAUUUGAUCCAUCUGGAUAUUUCCUUAUUGAAGAUACCUUUUACAAUGAUCUGAGAAAUCCGUCUUCUAUUGACUAUAGCAAACCUGUAUUCGACUGGCUUAAGAACUGCAAGAAUGAGGCAGCAGAGAAGUGGGAAUAUAUUAUGUCUGGUGAGCUAAAGAAAAAGCAAAAAGAGCUACUAGGGGAUCUGGACAUCGCCAACUUGCCCAGCUUUAAAGCAAUACAUAUGCAUAGAACUCGAUUUGCUGACCUGCGAUUUCGGUUGGGCGCUGGAUAUCUUUACUGCCACCAGGGAAACUGUAAGCAUAUCAUAGUGAUCAGAGACGUGAGAAUGAUCCACUCGGAGGAUGUACAAAAUCAGUCCGAUUAUCCUCUCCUCACGUUUCAACUCCGACCCCGUCAACAGAAAUGCUCCGUUUGCAAAAUAUAUCAUGCAACAAAGAUGACAGUUGAUGAUAAAUGGUCUCCAAAGAACCCUUGUUAUUUUUGCAUCAAAUGUUAUUUCCUCCUUCACUACAAAGAAGAUAACUCUUUGUUGUAUCCUCAUGCUGUAUUUGAUUAUUUUCAUGAAUAGUACCCUGGGCUGGUCCAUGAGUUCAGUUUUGUUGUUUGGCUGAGGAAGGCAAUUAAUGAUCAUCAUA
Phoenix dactylifera (date palm) is the source of this 1663-nucleotide messenger RNA. The record is from RefSeq and is a predicted model, not a curated record. Lineage: Eukaryota; Viridiplantae; Streptophyta; Magnoliopsida; Arecales; Arecaceae.